Messenger RNA from Nicotiana tabacum (common tobacco), 2356 nucleotides. Lineage: Eukaryota; Viridiplantae; Streptophyta; Magnoliopsida; Solanales; Solanaceae. The record is from RefSeq and is a predicted model, not a curated record.
GUAAAUUUAAAAGAGGGCUCUCAAUUGUCAUUUUGUUCUUCGCUCUCUUAUCCAUCUUUUUCGCUUCCAAUCUUUCCAACAAAAACCCAAUCCCUAUAUCCAAUAGUGCACUUCCUCCCUCUCCAAACCCCUCCCAAAAUGCAACUCAGACCACAAAACUAUUGUAAAAUCCUCCUCCUUGAUAACAAGCCAUGACCACCUGAGUCAGGACUCACCAUAAAUUACCCAUAUGAUUGAGUCACUGUACUCAGCAGCCAGUCGCUCUUUUUCUUUGAACAAUCUGAGAUUUUCUGCCUUUAAACAAUUCAGAUUUGGUAUCUCUUACUUUUCAUUUUCUCCUUCCACGUUUUCCAAGUUUUAUUGCACGGUUUUCCUUAUUAACUUCAGCAUUGCUUGUUUGACCCACCAAUCCACCCUUCCCAUUUUGACCCAUCUUCCUAUUAUAUAAACCCAAUACACCAAAAAACCACAGAGCAUUUUAGAUUCAUUGGUAUCACAACCAUUUUUGGUGAGGACCGGAGAAGAAAUAGAGCUGAGCUGAGCUGCAUAUGGCAUCCAUUUGGGUCAUUCUAUCCCCAUGGACACCUUAUUUCUUCUCCUUCAUAGCUCUUCUACUUCUUCUUGAACAGAUCUCUUACCUGAAGAAGAAGCGUUCUAUUCCUGGUCCAACUCUUGUCUUCCCUUUCCUCGGCAACGUGAUUUCUUUAAUCAUCAAUCCCACCAAAUUCUGGCAAGACCAAACCUCUUUCGCCAAGUCUACAGGCCAUGGCUUCUGUGCUAACUACAUCAUCGGUAAAUUCAUUCUCUUUAUUCACUCCACUGACCUUUCCCACAAAGUCUUUGCCAAUGUCCGUCCUGACGCUUUCCAGCUGAUCGGGCACCCUUUUGGGAAAAGGCUAUUUGGUGAGCAUAACUUGAUUUACAUGUUUGGUCAAGAACAUAAAGACCAUCGCCGUCGAAUGGCCCCUAAUUUUACCCCUAAAGCUCUUGCUACUUACACUGUUAUCCAACAAAAAAUUAUUAUCAAACACUUUCAGUCCUGGUUGGACGAAGCAUCAAAAUCCCCUAACAAACCAAUCACACUUCGCCUCCUUUGUCGCGAUAUGAACUUGGAUACUUCUCAGACUGUCUUCGUCGGCCCAUACUUAAACGAAGAUUCCAGAAAGCGGUUCAAUGUUGACUAUAAUUACUUCAAUGUUGGGUUAAUGAAACUCCCUGUUGAUUUACCCGGUUUCGCCUUCAGAGACGCUAGGUUAGCUGUUGGGAGACUAGUUGAUACGCUUUCCGUUUGUGCAGCACAGAGCCAAAAUAAGAUGCGAGGUGACGAAGAACCCACGUGCUUAAUUGAUUUUUGGAUGCAGGAGUAUUUCAGAGAGAUUCAGGAAGCUAAGAUUAAUGGUUCACAAAAGCCGUUCGAGUAUACCGGCAAGGAACUUGGUAGUUACUUAUUUGACUUCCUCUUUGCGGCUCAAGAUGCUUCUACUUCUUCUCUGUUAUGGGCAGUGGUGCUUUUGGAAUCCCACCCGCAAGUUCUGGAGAAAGUCCGGUCGGAAGUGGUGAAAUUCUGGUCGCCAGAAUCUGAGCAGCCGUUGACGGCGGAGAUGCUUAGGGAAAUGAAGUACCUGGAAGCGGUGGCGCGUGAGGUUGUUAGAAUCAGAACUCCGGCGACUUUGGUGCCGCACAUUGCCGGCGAAGAAUUCCGGUUAACUGAUGAUUAUGUUAUUCCUAAAGGGACUAUUGUUUUCCCUUCUGUUUUUGACUCGUCUUUCCAGGGGUUUCCUGAACCGGAAAAGUUUGACCCGGACCGGUUUAUGGAGGAGAGGCAAGAGGAACGGGUUUACAAGAAGAACUAUCUAGCAUUUGGAGCUGGGUCCCAUGGAUGUGUGGGACAGAGGUACGCUAUAAAUCAAUUGAUGCUCUUCAUUGCGUUGUUUACGGCUCUGAUUGAUUUCAAGAGGCACAAAACGGACGGCUGUGAUGAUAUCGCGUAUAUUCCAACCAUUGCUCCAAAGGAUGAUUGCAAAGUGUUCCUUUCACAGAGGUGCACUCGAUUCCCAUCUUUUUCAUGAACAAAUUGCCCCUUUUAUUUAAUUCUGAUCGUUAUAUUUGGUCCCAUUGGACCAUGGAUGUAAUAGAAAAAAGAGGAGCAAUUGCAAGAAUGGGGUCAAAUGUAUUUGUCAUUUUCAUUUUUUUUCUUUUUCUUUACUUUAAUGAGUGUGAAUAAUCAAAUGAUCAAGAUUCUUUGGAGAUGCUUGUUUGGAGCAAUUGAUGGCGUGGCAAAUAUUUGGGAUUAUGUGGAAAUUUAAUUUAAUUUUAUUUUAAAAAGGAUCCUUUUAGAUCCAUUUAGCUUAUCAUA